CUUUUCCACACUUCAUGAGAUGAAUACAGAGCGAUAUGAUCACAGCCUUGCAGUGUUGAAUGGUAAAGUGUAUGCAGUUGGUGGCAAAAAUGACACCAUUCCUGCUCUAACAUCUGUUGAGGUCUAUAACCGUCGAGAAAAUGUUUGGGAAGAAGGUGUUGCACUCCCGCAGGCAAGGUGCAAGUAUGCCAUUGCAGUGUUAGAUGGCUGCAUAUAUGUGAUAGGUGGGUAUGAUGCAGAUCAGAAGCAGACCUCUACUGUAUAUCGCUUAAAGCCAGGCGACUCCCAUUGGCAACCCCAGAAGGACAUGCCUGUUAGAGGUGCAGGUAUUGCAGCUGCAGCUCUCAACGGUAACAUUUACGUUGCUGGACUUCGGUCAAAAGUGAUGUGUUUCAAGCCAAGUGAAUGUGGUGGUUCCUGGAGUGUUGCAGCCAACACAGGAGUUGGAAGGUUGUGUGGAAUGGCUGUCUGUAAUGGGAGGAUUCUUAUCUAUGGAGGCUAUGACAAUGGCAAUGGAAGUAAAGAUGUCAUGUGCCUUAUUCCAAAACACCAGUCAUUGGCACGCAUAGGAUGUAUGAAGCAGGGUUUGUUUGCCCAUGCUUGUGUCACUAUACUGAGGUACAAAAAGGAAUCUUCAUAUAGGCUGUAUUAAAAAAGAAUGUACAAAGUCUUAUUUUGGUACUACAAUGUAUGUGACAUUGAGCAGCUGAUAAAGUGAAGCUUCCAUUGUUGUACUUUGUUGAACCUCAAAAUAGAAGAAUGAGUUUUAGUCAAGCAAAACAUGUGUAUGUACAUGUACGUACACUUCAUGAGUGUCUUUUUACCCAAUGUUUAUCAAUGACCACUCUUAACCAGUCCAUAUCUUGCUGACGCAAGGCAGAAUGAUUGUUUUGAUACACUAUCAUAUGUGACCAUUUAUUGUAAGUCUGGCAUUUAUUUGAUUGGUUGAUCGGUUGGUCAGUUGGUUGAAAAAUCAUUUUAUGACCAGCUUUCUUUUAUUUCAAAUAAGUUUGAUAAGUCAAUCAUUAACCUUUGAAUUUUGUUGUUGAUGUCACAGAAAUUGGCAGGUCUUUUAAGAGGCACUUAAGAAAAAUAUAACAUAGUUGUAGGUUGUUUUUUUUUUACAUUUGUUACUAACAAACAUACCUUUAGGUGAUAUCCAAUUUAAUUUAGUGCAAAUACAUGUUAUUCUUUCACAAUUCAUAUUUUUGUAUACUACAUGUAGUAACUUCCAUAACAGUAGGGGUCGAGAAGGAACAAGAAGAGAUAGACGAAAUUUCUUGUAAUUGUUUUAGUAUAUUUUUCACACAUUUUGAUGUUGUAGAAUACUAGUAU
Molecule: messenger RNA, 1335 nt
Organism: Branchiostoma belcheri (Belcher's lancelet)
Lineage: Eukaryota; Metazoa; Chordata; Leptocardii; Amphioxiformes; Branchiostomatidae
Product: kelch-like protein 24
Exons: 1
Coding region: 20-652 (210 amino acids)
Molecular function (GO): protein binding
Source: RefSeq, a predicted model, not a curated record